Messenger RNA from Oncorhynchus mykiss (rainbow trout), 5519 nucleotides. RefSeq names its product tyrosine-protein phosphatase non-receptor type 11. The record is from RefSeq and is a predicted model, not a curated record. NCBI's taxonomy places the organism in Eukaryota, Metazoa, Chordata, Actinopteri, Salmoniformes, Salmonidae. Gene Ontology annotation, cellular component: cytoplasm. Gene Ontology annotation, biological process: protein dephosphorylation; positive regulation of ERK1 and ERK2 cascade. Gene Ontology annotation, molecular function: non-membrane spanning protein tyrosine phosphatase activity; cell adhesion molecule binding; receptor tyrosine kinase binding.
UGCUCAUUCACCCUCUAAAUGGCACACAUGCAAAAUCCUUGUCUUGAUUGUCUCAAGGCUUAAACAUCUUUCUUUUAACAUGUCUCUAGCCUUCAUCUACACUGAUUGGAGUGGAUUUAACAGGUGACAUCAAUAAAGAAUCAUAGCAUUCACCUGUAUUCACCUGGUCAGUCUGUGUCAUGGAAAGAGCAGGUGUUCCUAAUGUUUUGUCAAACAGUAUAAAUACUCAAUGCAAGCAGAAAGAAAAAUAAACACAUUCAUCAAUCAGUAAGCUCAAUCAGCUUUCUGAAUUGCCCUAGAAGCACCAGAAAAUCAAAUGUGGUUCCACCCCAACAUCACCGGCAUCGAGGCAGAGCAGCUCCUGUUGACGCGGGGGGUCCACGGCAGUUUCCUAGCCCGGCCGAGCAAGAGCAACCCGGGGGAUUUUACUCUCUCUGUCAGGCGGAGUGAUGAGGUCACCCAUAUUAAGAUCCAGAAUUCAGGGGACUACUACGACCUCUAUGGAGGGGAGAAGUUUGCCACGCUGGCAGAGCUGGUGCAGUACUACACAGAGCAGCACGACCUCCUCAGAGAGAGGAAUGGAGACGUCAUCGAGCUCAAGUACCCACUCAACUGCAAAGACCCAACCUCCGAGAGGUGGUACCACGGGCACCUCUCUGGGCGCGACGCUGAGAAGCUGCUUACGGACAAGGGCAAGCCUGGCAGUUUCCUGGUGCGCGAGAGCCAGAGUAAACCAGGUGACUUCGUGCUCUCUGUCCUCACCAACGAGGAGAAGCAUGAAAAUGUGGACCGCAAGACCAAGGUUACCCACGUCAUGAUCCGAUACCAGCAGGAUGGGAAGUAUGACGUGGGCGGAGGAGAGAGGUUUGACACGCUAGCUGACCUGGUGGAUCACUACAAGAAGAACCCCAUGGUGGAGAAGAGCGGAAUUGUUGUUCACCUCAAACAGCCCUUCAAUGCCACCAGAAUAAAUGCAGCCAACAUUGAGAACAGGGUAAAGGAGCUCAACAAAGUGGCGGACAACUCCGAGAAGCCCAAACAAGGGUUCUGGGAAGAGUUUGAGGUGCUACAGCAGCAGGAGUGUAAGCUCCUCUACCCCAGGAAAGAAGGACAGACCGCAGAGAACAAGAGUAAAAACAGAUACAAGAACAUCCUCCCUUUCGACACUACGCGGGUGGAGAUCAGGGAAGCAGAUGCAGAUGUGCCUGGCUCAGACUACAUCAAUGCCAACUACAUCAGAAGUAUGCAUGAAGAGGGCUGUCACGUGGAGGAGGGCAAGGUGUUCAUCGCCACCCAGGGCUGCCUUCAGAACACUGUGGUGGACUUCUGGAAGAUGGUCUACCAGGAGAACACGCACGUCAUUGUCAUGACCACCAAGGAGAUGGAGAGAGGACGGAACAAGUGUGUGCGCUACUGGCCUGACCUCAACGCCACUAAGGAGUUUGGGAAAGUGUGUGUGAAGAACGUUGAGGAGCGUCCGGCUCAGGACUACAUCCUGAGGGAACUGGAGGUGACGCGUUUGGACCGGAGGGAGCCGAUGAGGUAUAUCUGGCACUACCAGUACCUGAGCUGGCCUGACCACGGUGUUCCCAACGAGCCUGGGGGCGUGCUCAGCUUCCUGGAGCAGGUCAACCGCACGCAGACCACCAUUCGAGACACCGGGCCCAUUGUGGUCCACUGCAGUGCAGGAAUCGGGAGAACAGGCACCAUCAUUGUCAUUGAUAUUCUCAUUGACAUCAUCAACAGACAAGGAUUAGACUGUGACAUCGACAUCCCUAAGACCAUCCAGAGGGUUCGUCAGCAGCGGUCAGGCAUGGUGCAGACAGAGGCCCAGUAUAAGUUCAUCUACAUGGCUGUCCAGCAGUACAUUGACACGGCACAGAAGAGACUGGAGGAGGAGCAGAGGAAUAAGACAAAGGAGAGGGAGUACUCCAAUAUCAAAUACCCCCAGAUGACCAACGCUCGGUCAAAACCCAACAUGACCUGUGUGUCACGCUCCUCCUCUGUAGUGACGAACGAAGACCCGUCCGCUGUGUAUGAGAACCUGAACAUCAAGAACCCAAGUACCUCUGGGAACAGCAGUAACACCAGGAAGUAAAAGUUCAGCCACAGACCUCUGCCUCUCUCAACCUCUCUUUUCAACAGAGGUGCCGCUUCGCCAGCGCACCAUGGGGGACCUGUGGAGCUCUGGCCCCUGACCCCCUGGCAGUGGAACCCCCCCUCCCGCUGCCCUGCUGGCUGUCUGGAGCCUCCCUCUCCAAGGAUAGAGGGGUACAGCACAGUGCUCUUGUCCUUCUCUCUCUCUUUCUCUUUCUCUCUCUCUUUCUCUCUCUCUCUUUCUCUUUCUCUCUCUCUUUCUCUCUCUUUCUUUCUCUCAAUGACUUCAAGUCUCUACAACCUCUCCUGUCUACGGACAAAGUGCCUCGUCUACAGACAUGUCUGUAACCCCCGUAUUUGGUCCCACAGUUGUUCCGUCUCAUCCCCCAACCCAACAAAUAUCCUUUGCUUAUUUCUGUCGACUCUCGAACUAAAUCGACGCGAGAAACAAACAAUGGUGUACUCAAUGUUCAAGUGAUGUUUUGCUCCAUCGUGUUCAACCAUGAAUGGGGUGGACGGGACAAGAAUGGGUAAAGCUAUGCCGUUUCUCUUUGCGCUGUUGGAAUCCCAAUCUAUUCUCUCUCUCUCUCUCUCUCUCAAUUCAAAGUGCUCACUCUCUCUGCUGGCUAUCAUCUACUUGAACCAAAGACUCUAGCGAUGUUCUGUUUUUGCUAGCAGCAGUCAUUACUGCAGCGUUGAGUAAUGGCGGGGAAACAUUGAAGUGAUCUGCUACCACUGAGGCACUGGCACGGACAAGCAAAGUCCUUACACGACCCUUUCCCAUGAAAGGCAAGAGGAAAGUCAGGAUAUUCCUAAUGGGCCUUUGUCAGUGGGGAGCUGAUUUGUUUAUCUUAUUGGUUCCACCGAUGGUCUUUUGUGCCAUGCUCAUCUACUGUAGUGCUUCCACCAUCACAGCUACUGAGAGCCUAUUGAAUCAAGGAUAAUGAGCUCCUCUCCGGACUCCAUUUUGUUUCUUGUCCUGUGGUUGCUGGAAGGGGGGAGCUUGAAGCUCAAGGAGGGGGAGCUUGAAGCACCAAUUUACUUGUGCAAUUUUUCUAUUUAUUUAGUUUUAAUCUGUGUCCUUUCAAUUCAGUCUUGUUUCUUUUAUUGUUAUUAUUGGUGUGAUUUUGUAAUGUACAGGACAUGGUUUUUAAUGUUAGAUCCAAUUCCAUUAUUAUCAGGCGACAAAAAGCACAAUUCUCUGAAUUUGCAGUUGCUUUGCAGAUCCUGUUUUAUGUGUGUGAAAUUUGAGGUCAACGUCAAACGAUAAAAUCGGUCAGAUCUGCAGUCUGUCUCUCUCUGUGUAGGUUAUAACUCCCGUUGGAUUCUGCGACGGUUUUCCUCCUAAUCGAAUGGCAUAAUAAACAGGGUUAAACCUUUGCCAAGUGAGAGAUAGACAAGGGUAGCAGAAAAUGGGAUAGGGGAGAAGAAAUGUUAGGAUGCCAGCCAGGCUGCCAUCACUGAAGUCUUUAUGAAUAUUACUGGGCCAGAUGGCCUACAGCCCAAGAUUAAAGAGUGGAUUUGUCUCCAAAAAGUAAUUUACAAGAUGGUUAUAAUCCAGGCUUGACUUUGUUUGGGAGAGUAAAAACCGACAUCAGUGAUGAUGUCAUAGGAAGGGUGACACCACACAGCAAAGAGCCUUCAGUUAUAUAUAUAUAUAUUGGGCAGUGGCUUCUUUCUUAACUAUUCUUAGCAUUUUGCAUAAAAAUCUAAUGUCAAAGGUGUUCACACUGGAUUUAGCCAGUGGCUCAAUGAUGUCAUCCUUUUGAGCGACCCUGCUGGUUGGCUAGAUAGAGGCUGUGCAGUGUCAUCUGCUGGUUGUGCAGAGCUGUUCUUGUACAUAGUGUUCAGGCCUUUCAACUAGGGCUUGACUACGUCAUCCCUUGCUCAUCCUAACACCAGUGCAGUAACUUUCCGCAAUACUGAAAGUCUGAUGUUUCAGUAUUUCCCUUCAAAUAAUGUUUCAGUAAGUUCAGUAAGUGUUAUAGGACACAUAUUUCGCUGCAGUUUAGUUGUUGAUAUAAUACUCAUGCUAUAAGUGGUAUGCUAUAAAUGGUAUGCUAUCCUGAAGUGAACAUUGAAAAUCUUUGUCAAAUGAACCUUCUCCAUUGUUCAACUGUCGGCCGAACUUUCAAUCUUGUCCAAUGAAUGAAAAUGGAAAUGUUUAGUUUCUAUUUUCUUAGGCCUAGAUUCGAUCAGAUCAAUCGUUAACCGGUGAUAGCCGACACUCGCAUAGCUGAUGUUUUGGCGGUGUCGGCAAGUGGAACUGCAUUGGAGCUGUCAAAUCGGUGAAGAGCUGCUCUUGUGAUCAUUGUCACAAAGCCACCCCUGUCCCACUCGCGUUAGUUCAGAAGGAGAAAGUUUAGCCUACAUAGAAAUAAUGACGCUCAAAUUGAAAAUCAUUAAACAAAAUAAUGAGGAUUUCUAUCAGCCUAAUCGAGGUGUAGAUUACGUCUCACAUUCCAGUCUUCGAACUCUUAAUGUGACUCCGUGCAGCCAAUGGCAAUGUCCGCUUUAUGUAUAAUGAUAGGAGAACACUUAUGCAUUUGACAGCUCUAACGCUGUUCCACCUACAGCACUGCCAAAAUUACUACUGUGUGGAUGUCGGCUAAAUCGGAUGUGAUUGAUUAGAGUCCUUUAAUUAUGUUGCACUGUUGUUGAUGAUUUUUUUAUUGUAUUUCACUUUGCCUCUAAGGGUCAACUUUGUAUGAUGUGGUGAAACAUUGAGGGGUGAAUCCUACUUAGCUUAAAGAUGAAUUUUCAUUGAGUUAUGCAUUGAUGUCAGUGGGAGACGAUGUGAAAAUUUGACUGAAGUGGAAAUUAGUGUUCGCUCUUAACACUUCAAUACUUGAAAUUCUAUUCAAAAUGGCUAAAUCCUGUAGCUGCAGACUUGUGAUCUGUGACUGUCAGGAUGCCCAUUGGCUGUUUUAAAAGAGUACAGUAUGUUGACAGUCUGCUAGAAUUAUGACAUCAGUGUUGUAAAUUUAAUUUUCAUUUACUGAGGUGUUUCGAAUUUUACAUUUCCUGUUGGUGCAUUUUAUAUUGUGUAAGGUUAUUUGUUUGAUUAUUGUUAUUAUUUUAGUUUCUAUUUGGUGUUAUUACACCGUUGAUAAUAACAUAAUGAUAAUGAAUUGUCAGUUAAGCAGGUGUUCUUGAAAGUAUACAGAAAUUAUAUGAGUUAUCUUAUUUCUGCUCCUUAAUUUACUUGAAUAUGAUGUUGACAUAGUUGGUUGCGAUAUGCCUGAUUUGAGUAGUGGUAUACUGACUGUUCCUGUAUUCAGGUGAAGACUGUUUUUCCCUCUUGCACUGGCUCAGCCUUAACGCCUUCUGUCCAGGCUUAUAGCGCUGAUGCAAUGAGAAUGUCAGAAAUGACAACAAAAUGAUUCAAAAUGUAAUAGUUUAAUAAAAAUCUAUGAAUGAAA